This is a messenger RNA of Sphenostylis stenocarpa, 975 nucleotides long. The record is from the annotation of a GenBank genome assembly. NCBI's taxonomy places the organism in Eukaryota, Viridiplantae, Streptophyta, Magnoliopsida, Fabales, Fabaceae.
AUGAAGUUCUGCAAAAAAUACCAGGAAUACAUGCUAGGCCAAGAGAAGAAGCUUCCAGGCGUAGGAUUCAAGAAGCUCAAGAAAAUCUUGAAGAAGUGCAGGAAAAACUCUCCACCCCAGAAACCCCUUAAUGCAUCUCUUGCCACCAAAACCUGCCCCGACCAUUGCCCAGUGUGCGAUGGAACCUUCUUCCCUUCCCUUCUCAAUGAAAUGUCAGUUGUAGUCGGGUGUUUUAAUCAGCGUGCACAGAAAUUGUUGGAGCUACAUCUUGCUUCUGGCUUCAGAAAGUACUUUUUUUGGAUCAAAGGCAAAUUGCGAGGGAAACAUACUGCUCUGAUUCAAGAAGGCAAAGAUCUUGUCAUUUAUGCUCUCAUAAAUGCCAUUGCAAUCCGAAAAAUACUGAAGAAAUAUGAUAAGAUUCAUUAUUCCAAGCAAGGACAAUUAUUCAAGUCGCAGGUUCAGAGUAUGCACAAGGAGAUUCUUCAGAGUCCCUGGCUUUGUGAGCUUAUGGCCUUCCACAUCAAUUUAAGGGAAACUAAGGUCAAGUCGCGGAAGGCACAUGCUUUGUUCGAUGGAUGUUCUCUCACAAUUAAGGAUGGGAAACCAUCGCUUACUUGUGGGCUCUUUGAUUCUAUCAAAGUGGACAUUGACUUGACUUGUUCUAUAUGCUUGGACACAGUGUUUGAUCCAGUUUCUCUGACUUGUGGCCACAUAUUCUGCUAUAUUUGUGCUUGCUCGGCUGCAUCAGUAUCUAUUGUUAACGGACUUAAGUCUGCAGACUCUAAAAGGAAGUGUCCUCUCUGCCGUAAGGGCGCAGUAUAUAAAGGUGCUGUGCACUUGGAAGAACUAAAUAUUUUGUUAGGCAGAAGCUGUCAGGAAUACUGGGAGCAGAGGCUUCGGACAGAGAGAGUGGAGAGGAUUAAGCAAAUAAAGGAACACUGGAAUUCACAGUGUAGGGCAUUUGUGGGCGUCUAA